Calypte anna (Anna's hummingbird) is the source of this 5055-nucleotide messenger RNA. RefSeq names its product DIX domain containing 1 (gene DIXDC1). The coding region runs from base 243 to 2306 and encodes 687 amino acids. Gene Ontology annotation, molecular function: protein binding. The record is from RefSeq and is a predicted model, not a curated record. Gene Ontology annotation, biological process: canonical Wnt signaling pathway. Lineage: Eukaryota; Metazoa; Chordata; Aves; Apodiformes; Trochilidae. Gene Ontology annotation, cellular component: cytosol. The transcript has 20 exons.
GUGACAUCUCUCCCGCUACUCCCCCAGCAACUCCCUCUCGAGCAUGCCCAGUCCCAGCCCCGACUUGGGCUCAAGUCUCGGUGCAGUAACGGGGCUGCACAUAUGGGACUAUGAAUGUGAUUCCCCAUGAGCUCCAACUCUUUGUCUUGGCGAGGAGGAGGAGGAGGAGGAGGUCGCGCCCGGAGCUGGAGGAACGUCCCCGUGUCCCCUGAGACCCUCGCCCAUCGGGGGGCUUGUGCAGAAUGCUCUCGUGUUUGGCCAGGGGGAAUUUACUGGAUAUUCUUCAGGAGGGCUUCACGGAGCAACAGCUCCAGGCAUACGUGGCCUGGGUGAAUUCCCAGCUGAAGAAGAAGCCAGCAAUAAAGCCAGUGCAAGACCUGAGACAAGAUCUCCGGGAUGGAGUCAUUCUUGCUUUGCUAAUUGAGAUUGUAGCUGGUGAGAAGUUGAAUGGUAUCCAGGUAAACCCCACCAGCCAGCAGCAGAUGAGGGCAAAUGUGGAUAAAGUCUUACAGUUUGUGGCAUCAAAAAAGAUUCGCAUGCAUCAGACCUCAGCAAAAGACAUCGUUGACGGGAACUUGAAAUCCAUCAUGAGGCUGAUCCUGGCCCUGGCUGCUCACUUCAAACCAGGUUCUGGGAGAGCCACGAAUCACAGCUCUGCUGUGGGGAAGGGUUUGUCAGGGUCCUCUGCCAGCCCCAGACCUCGCUCAGCUGCUGCAGUGGCCCAGGGAGCAGUGGCUGCCUUGGCAGAUGUCCGGCAGGAUGUGCUGCACUCCGGCAGGGAACUUCUCCGGCACAGGCAGAGAAAUAGCUCCAUGGAUGAGGAGAUUGAAAAUCCCUAUUGGAGUGUCCGGGCACUGGUGCAGCAGUAUGAAGGGCAGCAGAACAUCCCAGUGGAGUCCCACUCUUCCAGUCUGGCAUCUCCCAGUCCUAUCCAUAGUGCAAAGAGUGAAUCCACUGUAGCUCCCUCAGAGGAAAAGGACCAACUUGUGAUCAUCCACCCUGAGGAAGCAGAAACUAAGACAGAAGAGCCAGAACCUCACUUCCAGCCUGAGUGGCAGGCAGGGAACCCUGGCUCAUACUUGGAGAAUUCAUGGGAGGAACAGCUUUUGGAACAACAGGACCAUUUGGAGAAGGAAAUGGAGGAAGCCAAGAAGAUGAUUUCAGGUUUGCAGGCUCUGCUGCUCAGUGGGUCUUUGCCUGAGGAUGAGCAGGAAGGGUCCUUUGAACUUAGUGAGCAUGGAGCCUGCCCUGAAGAGCAGCUGGUCAUCAUCCGAAGUCGUCUGGACCAGACUAUGGAAGAAAAUCAAGACCUAAAGAAGGAGCUGUUGAAAUACAAACAAGAAGCUCGAAACCUCCAAGGAAUAAAGGAUGCUUUGCAGCAAAGGCUGAUGCAGCAGGAUGCUUCAGUUCUUCAGCUGAAGCAGGAACUGUUGAGAGCAAACAUGGACAAGGAGGAAUUGCACAAUCAGAACGUUGACCUUCAGAGGAAGGUUGAAGAGAGGAAUCAGCUCCUGGCAGAAUACAAAAAAGAGCUGGGACAGAAGGAUUGGCACUUGCAGCAGCAUCAGAGCAAGCUGGAUGAAAUGCUUCGGCAGCUCUCUGAGGCCAGUUACCAGCAGGUGGAUUUGGAGCGGGAGCUGGAGCACAAGGAGGCCCUGCUAGCUCACUGCAUGAAGAGAGAGGCUGAAGAGGUGAUGGUUUACAGUGGCCAUAGUGCUCAGAGCAAUGGGUUUCUCCAGACAGCAGGAAAAGGAGCUGCUCCCACAGCCCACCGAGGGCCCAAUGAUUUGCAGCUGGUCCGUGAUGCCCUUCGCAGCCUCAGGAACAGUUUCAGUGGCCACGAUCCCCAGCACCACACCAUUGACAGCCUGGAGCAGGGCAUCUCCAGCCUGAUGGAACGGCUGUACCACGUGGAAACACAGAAGAGGCAAGAGAGAAGGAUCCGAGGGAAGUCACCAGCAAGCAGAGUAAUAAAUGAGUGCAGAGACUCCUGGCCUCCCAAAUCCAAGCUGCCUCACUCCCACAGCACACCCGUGAUGAACACCAGUGCCUGCACCAAAGUGUUGUACUUCACUGACAGGUCCCUCACACCCUUCAUGGUCAACAUACCAAAGAGGUUAGGGGAAGUGACUCUGAAGGAUUUUAAGGCUGCCAUUGACCGUGAAGGGACCCAUCGGUACCACUUCAAAGCCCUGGAUCCAGAGUUUGGCACAGUCAAGGAGGAGGUGUUCCAUGAUGAUGACAUCAUUCCUGGCUGGGAGGGGAAAAUUGUGGCCUGGGUGGAAGAAGACCAUGGGGAGAAUUAAUCAAGCUCCUAGGUGUUGUCACUAUGGAAACUUGUAACUGGCUGCUGAGCUCAAAGAAUGACCAAAAAGCAUUUGUGCUGAAGGAGUCCCAUUCAAGCUGCCAAAAAAGAGGCUUCUCUGCCAACCAGGGGAAUGCAUGGGGUGUGCAUGGAUGGCUGGUGUCUGACUUUCCAUGGCCAAAACCAGACAGUGUUCUGAGACUGGAGAUGGGUCAGAGGGAGAGAAACCCCUUGCUCUGUCCUGUCAAUUAAACCUUCAAGGCCUUAAUGAGGAAUUGCUCCCUUCCCCUGCUUCUCCAUUCCUGCAAUACGUGCUGCAGACUGAUCUGGGCAUUUCAAGUCUGGUUUCUUGUACGUGGUAUUUACAUAAAUCUGCACUGAUAGCACAAAGGUGAAGCUUUGCCUCUGAAGUCAGAAGAAGCUGAAGCUUUGACCAGCUUUGGUCCUGGACUUACACGUGCUGCAGGAGCAGGGAACUUUCUGGAUGUCCCAGACUGACAGUAUAGAACUCUGAGCUGGGGAGGGAAAACAAAUCUCCUGGAGGUUUUAUAGAUGGUCUAAAGCAAAGACCACAAGCUUGGCAAAGCUCCCAUUUCUUCUAAACCCCAUUUCCUAUCUCUGCUUUUCCCACUUGCUAUCCAAAGCUGAGCUCACAUCCCAGCCCCUCUGGGUUUGCUUGGUUGCUGUGGGGAUGGGAGGACCUUGGUGCUUCUUUAUUCCUGAAGGGAUUGCACUUGGAAGGGGGCUGGAACCAGCUGGAGUUCUUACAACCUCUCUCCUUGCUGAGCAUCUCUCCCUGCCCUCUCCUUUUUUCCAGCAAGACAGUUUGUCACCUCCUCUGCAGAGGCAUCCCUGGGUGCUGAUGUCCUCUCCAACACUGACCACCCCCAGCAGGAUCAACUCCAUCAGCCACAUCACCAGUUCCCUGGAAUGCCUGCUCCUGGGGUGCCUGAAGGAUCAGGAAAUAAAUGGCUGCUUGGGAAUGACCCCUACCAGCCCUGAGGGUGGGGUUUCCUUUUUGUUCUACCCAGAAGUUCAAAUGGCAGCUCAGGUUUUGGCUCAUUCCUGAUCGAUGUGGCCCUUCCAUGGGCUGAGCUGUGCUGGGCAUGAGGCUGGGAGAGGGAGAACCUGGUUUUACUGUUUUAUAUUAACAUGUCCUUUUCUAAACAUGUUCCUGUUCUUGGAAUGAUUUUGUACCAGUUUACAUUUGUCUGAGGACUGUGGGUAUUUUUAUACUAGUGCAAGUGCUUUCUGUAUAUUUCUGCACGCAUGAUACUGUGUUUUAUUCAUUUUCUAGUGGAUGCUGCAAUGUUUUGUAUUGUCUCCUGCUAACCCAACACUGGGCUCAUUAUUUUACUAUGGAAAUCCAGCUCGUUUCUAUUGGGUUUUAUAUUUUUGCCAGCUUUAAUAGGCAGCAGCAAUACUAUUUUCUCACUGCUCUGCUGUCUAGGAAGUAACUUAAGGCUCUUACAUGGUUCUGUACCACAGUGGCACAACACAAGAUGCCUCUCAUUCUGGACACUUUGUUCUGGUGACUUUCUCCUUACAGACAGCAGUAGGAGAGUUCAUGAACUGAACAAAUUUAUCAGUGGGCUGCAAGGUGGGGAAUAACUCUUCUUUUGGAAAAGAAAAAAAUACUUUCUUCUUCCCUGGAAAUAGUUUUUUUCUGUUGCAUGGUUGGUAAAGAGAGCAUGGGGUUGUUGUACUGAAAUCCUUUGUAUUUGAACUGCAAAUUUUCCUCAAGUGUUUCUUCAGGUUUUACUCAUCAAUUUUAUUCCAGCAAGAGCUGCCCUAGAGUUUUCUGGAGAAAAUGAGUUCUCCAGGUCUGUAAUUACCAGUUCCAUACCCCUCUGAGCAGCUUGGAGUGCUGAAGACAGGAGGCAGAGAGAGAUCAGAGCUUCUGACAGAGAAGUCCUCAGUUCAGCCUUGUUUUCUCAUGCAGAAAAUAAUUUCCUGAUACAGGACACAGCCUCCUCUUGUCCUGAGGUUGGUUUCCUAACCAUGGUCACACUUAAAAUGUUCACUGCCACCAGAAAGCCAAGGACUGAACCCCAGCAUGGAAAUGUACCUUCCCUUCAUGCUGACAUCACUUGUAAGAAAAAGAUGUGUCCUGAAACAGAGCCAUGGAUAGGAAUGCUCUGUUCUUGGGAUUCCUGUCUGCAGCUCCCCUCUGGGAUUUGGGAUUUCUGGCACUGGAACUGCAGGACUGCUGUGGGUUCAGCUUUAUUCUGUAUUGGCACUGCAGCCUUCUUCAGACUUUUUACCUUUGCCUGGUAGACAGAAAGGUAUCUGGAAGGGAGCUAGAGAGUAUCAGGCUUGGGAAUUAGGUAUCAGAUGGAAAAAACCAUUGGUCUGGUCUUUUUAAUAAAAGCAGAAGAUGGUGGUGUUAAAUCAGAAGGUUUGGCACUGCCACAGUACUGACUUCUGUGGGUUUAUUCUUAGGGGAUGUGCUCUUAACAUUAUACCCAGGACUUGCAUUUUUCACUCUUCUGAAUGUUUAUUUCUGCCCAAAUUUCUUCGGAGUUGCUUUCCAAUCCCUGUAACUGUACCUUGCCUACGUAGCACACGUGCUCUGUGUAAAUUUCUGUUUUCAUAGAAACCAAUGUUUGCAUUUAUCCCUUUGGUCAGGUACCCUCAAUCCUGUUCUGGAGGGAAAUGAAGCUUUAUGUGUACACCCAAGCCAGCCCCAUGCCUGGCCAGCUCAGCCUUAGCAGACCAAGCAGCUUCCAUAAUAAAACGGGGUUUGCAAA